GUGUGCUGACACUUGACUCCUGUGGGGGGGCCUGCGUCUGACUGACCCUUACACAAAGGUAGCAUCCUUCAAAUUGAUUUUAUGAAGUAAAUCCAAAUACAUCAGAACGUUGGAACCAAACCCUUUUUUGCAAAGGUAGCUUGGAAAGUCAUUACACAUCCGUGCUUAUACAUUCAUACAAAUCUAUAAAGGCAGGCCUUGGGACAUGACAUUAUUAUCUGAUGUGAGUAUCUGGAUUGUGUAUACUUUGACUGUAUUUUGUAAAAGUUGGUUGUUUGUGUACAUUAUGUAUUUUGAUUGUGUAUUGUAUAUGAUAUACAUCUUAUAGAACUCACAUCAUUCAGGAUAUUUCUUGUCAUAUAUACUGUGUGUUGGUAUACUUGUUUACUCUGUUUUGUAAUUAUUUUGAUUUGGUAUAUUGUAUAUUUAGAUGGUGUAUUGUACAUAAUGGCUAAUUAUACAUUGCUCAGGAUGUUUUGUUGACAUUGACUUUCAAGCUAACGAACACAUACUGUAUUGCAGUGGUGGGAAAAUGGUUCUGUCUACAAAAGGAAGAAGACGAGCACAAGAUAUUCAUGUCAUUUACAUGUUUGGUUAUUUUCAAUAUUUUAUUAUCAUUUGGACUUUUUUCUGCCACAAGGUCUUAAAGUAAACUUAUCUUACACUUUCAAGUGUUGCUGGAGACUCUACCGCUUUAGACCUAUUUUCUCUUCUUUGUACACCUAAGAAGAUGAUGAAGUGGGCCAGAGACCCCCUACUCUGCUUUCAUAGUAUUUCACAAGAUCACAAGUUCAGAUCAUCAGGAUGCACAAGUAUAUGAGAAUUGAUACAUUGUGCCAUCUGCUUAAUUUGAAAAAGACAAUUUUGGGGGUAAAAUUUAAUAAAAAUGUUAUUUUAAAAAAAAGCAAAAAGCAAUCAUCACAUUUCAGCACUGGGUCAGUGAUGUAACUAUUCAAUAAUAGUGGUAGUCUACAACAUAGACCUAUAUACAUAGACGCCUCAUUGAACGCUGGACCGUGCGUCAGCAUGAUUAUAAACGUUAACUACUCCUUAUAUGUUUAGCAUACAGGUCGGCACCAAACCCACAGAUGUAUUUUUAUGAUGUUUUUAGGAGUGCUUACAGUUACCAAUGUAUGUAACGCUGCUACUGUGAUGAUAAAUGACAGUUAAGCUGACUGCACAAUAUAUGAAUCAGAAUCAGAAAAUAUUUAUAAUAGUAGCCAACUGCAACUUUACUUUUUUUUAGUCAUGAAAUGUUACUGUAUACAGAUCAUAUUUUAUAAUGUUCUGUCAUGGAGUACAUCACUUCACUGCUAAAAGAAAAGAAGGUAGGCUCGCUGCCAGUUGCAGAAUUUUAUCUCUAUUUUCAGACUUUGUUAAUUUUUUUUGUCUCCAUGAUUGUUAUUAUUAGUACUUAGAUCAUUAAAAAUCACUGUAUUUAUAGAAAUGAUUGAUCAGUAACAUGUAAAUGUUGGUGCUUUUAAUUCCAACAGAUGUCACAUUUACAUUUGACUGAUUUGUCAUCACAGUAGCAGCAUAAUAUACAUUGGUGGCUGUAAACGGUCACCAAAAACAUUAUAAAAACAAAUGAGUGAAAUUAUUGUUGAGUUGUCAUCUUCACUUUUCCAAGACUUAAUACAUGUGACAAAGGAAAGUACCUGGAUAGUACUCUUAUGUUAACAUUUAGCUCAAAGCAUCAUUGUGCUUAAAUAUGGCCUCACAGUCAGAGCUGCAAGCGUAGCUGCUGACCAGACAUGUUGAAACUUCUACUGGAGGUUUCUGAGCAACAACAAAAAAGACAGAAACUUUAAUCUUAGUAAGGGAUGACCUGUUGUUAGGUGUGACACAUUCUUUCAACAGAUGUGAUUGGUUGAUUUAAAAAAACCCAAAACAUAUGAAAUGUACUUCUAAUGAUAAUGGACAGGAAAUGGACAGUGAAAUUGAUCUAUAUCAUAGAAUUCAGUCUCUAUUCAGAUGUGGUGUAGUAAUGACUAUUAUUUAUUUUAUACAAAGAGUAUCUCUGUUGAUUAACAGGUAAGACAUACUCUAAAGAAACCUAUAAAUGUUUGAAAACAUAGGCAUACCUGUAUAAAAGUCUAUUGAUAUGCUAAUUGUCGUGUCCUCACAUGUAUUUACUAUGAAGGUAACUUUAGGAUGCCAGCUAGUCUAUUUGAUAACAAGUGUAAAACAAAUUUUAAGGGAGCACACCAGUGAGGAGUGAUAACAAGUUGGAGACAACAAUUGUUUUGUUACUGUUUGUGUGAUUGAUCCCCAAAGUUAAUAUACAUAUAUUUAUCUAUUUUUGCAAUUGUCAGAUAUCUCAGUGUUGUGAUCUAAUCACUGAUGUUAGACCACUGCAUUGGGUUUGAGAUAUGAGGCUGCCUCUAUUGAGAUCAACCAACAUUAUCCUUGCAUGAUCUAAACCGUAGUUUCAUUCAGUAUUUGGACAAUAUCUGUCCUUCCUAUUUGUCUUUCCACUGUGUAAUUAAAGUCAUCCUGCCUACUAAUAACAGAUGUUCAUCUUUAAAGGUCUUUUGAGAGCUGAGAUGCUUUGUGAAUAACCUUUUUCCUCUCGUGGAGCUAUAUUACAUUUCAGCCAUUGCAGCUGUGUCACACCUGCCACUUGAGGUGAUCUACUGGGCUGAUUCCAAAACAUUUGGUGAGUGUAAAUCUUUUACAGGCCAAAACAUAUAUGCCCCAGUUUUAAGAAUAUCAGAAUUUCCUUGUAAGUUUUUUGUUAUUACUUCACAAUAAUAUUAGGCUACUAAAAGGAACAAUUUGUAAGGUAUGGACAUCAUUUCAGAACAGUAUGUGGUGAUGAAACACAAGUGUUGGUGUUAUGUCAAAGACAUCAGUCUGUGUAAAUCUGCUGUAAAUCACCUCUGUACUAUAUCUUCUGUCUUCAAACGGACCUCAAUUGAUGUUGGAGGCUGGGUUUAGUUCCAGUUCAGUGUCCAGCCAAGUUCACCCUCAUGUCAGGCCACCAGUUACAGUGAGCAGUGCCCCGUCGCCAGAGGUGACUGCCCCCGUUAUCUAGGUCUUGGUCCAGGCAAACUCUCAGUUUCUCUCAAUCCUGCCUCUUGUCUUGUGAGAAACUGCAUUUGGGUCCACCUCCUAUUUCCUUAGUCUUCCCCUUUAAACCCCAGCCUGACAAAAUUCAUUCUGAUGCUAAGUGUUUCCAGCACACCACACAGGUGCAGGUGAAGGCAGAGGAAGGCUGUCUUCAAGUACAUCAUGGAAAUAUCAGAAUCACUGGAAAACACUAACCUACAGUAUAUUCUUUGGCAGAAAUAGGCACAUCAAAUGAGCCUUAGAAAUAAAUUAACAUAGGUUGUUUCAGUAGGGAUAUUCUCCUCAGUUGUCUGUCUUAUCUUAAGUUAUAAUACAUUGCAAAGUAAACGAUCAGUCGAAUGGUUUCUUAAGUUGUGAGAAAAACAACUUUCAUAGCCCAGCCUUUAUAACCGACUCCUCAAGACUCAACUCCCGCAAACAGUGAUUAAGACAGAUAUUAAACCAACUCAUCUUUGGUCAUACACUUAUUCAACACAGGCUUUGUUGUCAUGUUUCUGACAUUUGGUUCGAACAACAAAUCAUUGCUGUGGCCUAUGUUGGCUAUCCAUCACACCUGGCUGUGGCUUAAGUCAUCCUGGUCACCUGCCAGAGCCUUCUCUUCCUCCUCCUCCUCCUCUUCUUCCUCCUCCUCCUCCUCCUCCUCCUCCUCCUCCUCCUGUCCACCCACGCUGGAGGUUAUUACGCUCUUCAUGCUGAUUUGGUCUGAAUGAAUAGAGGCCUUUGUUUGGCUCCAGUUCCCACGACCCGGCAUUCGCCUGGCAGUCGCGUGGCUCUAAAAAACAGGGGCCCUCGCUUUAAGGGACCCAAAGAUGGGUGGGUGGGUGGUGUGGUGUUGGGGGGGGGACACUGGUCAAUCUGACAUCUGCUCGCUAGCAGUUAACAGCAGAUGUCGGACACUUGAAGGCAGGGAGAAUGAUCAAAGCUGGCUAAAUACCCUGCAAGAGUGUCGCUCUUGGAAAACAAGUCCUCAAAGAAGAGGUGUGUGUGUGUGUCUGUGUGUGUGUGAAAGAGAAUUUAUGUGUCACUGUUUUAGUCAGAGUCAGCUGCUGCUGUAAACCUUAAAAUCAGAAUUCAAAUAAAUGUGAUAGCUGACAGAAAUGAUUUAAGAGCUUCAUCACAGAGUGAGGCCUGCUCCACACUGGACAGCCUGUAGUGCACAGAGGCGGACACACCCUCAGGUGAUUUGUCAGUCUGGUGUGUCCUCCUGUGAGCUCUGAGGGAAUGGGUUUGGCCUUUUUGCAGGUAGUGUAAUGUUGCUCCCGUGGACAAUAGGCGAGGGGCUCCCCGGAGUCAAGCACGGUAACUGCACACUCUUGUUCAGCCCUGGGAGAAGAGGAAACUACUGAGUUGUGUGCGUGCGUGCGUGUGUGUAUGCGCGCGGGCGGGGGGCCUGGAGGGUGUAGCGCAUGUUUUCAGGCUGGACAUCUGUCGCUUGUCAGUUUUUUUUUUUUCCUUCUUCUUCUUCUUUUUUUUUUUUUUUUCUAGGCCGGGUCCCUCGCUCACUGAAUGGAACCAGUGACCUGUCAGUCUUGACUGAUGGGACCCCGUGUGUGGGAAAAUCCGGCAGCCAAAGAGCUGGAGCAUUCACAUGCUAAUUGCGCCCCGAUAAAUAAGAGGGCCGUGCCGCGCCGAGGGCCCUAGAGACGCGCUGAGAUUCGGAGCAGAGCGGGCACAGGCGCACGGACACCCGAGAGGAAACAUGACUGCUUCAUCCAUGGCGCACAACGUGGGGAAACAUCCCAGUGCCAAGGAGGAGAGAAAGCUGAGGAAGCCGCUCAUUGAGAGGAAACGACGAGAGAGGAUAAACACUUGUUUGGAUCAGCUCAAAGAAACGGUGAUCGGAGCGUUCAGACUGGAUCAAUCCAAACUGGAAAAGGCCGAUAUCCUAGAGAUGACAGUGAAACACCUGCAGAACAUCCAGAGUAGUAAACUCCACGACCCCACAUUGGGCCUGGAGGCCCAGCAGAAGUACAGCACAGGGUACAUCCAGUGCAUGCACGAGGUCCACAACAUGCUCCUCACCUGCGACUGGAUGGAUAAAACUCUGGGCUCCCGCCUGCUCAACCACCUCCUCAAGUCCCUGCCCAGGUCAACCGAUGAGCGCCCCCUUCAGCCCACACCCAGACACGACGUCCCUCCCCUGGCCAGCCCGGGCACAGGGCUCCCCGGCACACCCCUCAGAGGAGACCCCCUGGCUGGGAGGCAGCUCCGUAGGGAAGGGCCCGCCUGCCAGAGGCCAGGGCUCCACAGCUCCCACCUGGGGAUGCUGGACAUGUGGAGGCCCUGGUGAACCGGUGGAUUAAUGAUCUUGGUUGUCCAUUUUUGUUAGACCAUCCUGUGUUAUGUAUCUUAUAGAUAUGCUGCUCAGAAGACAAACGUGGGGCAGUUUUGUUCCAGUGAUUAUUAUUGUAGGUGUGCUGUAAUGAUUCUAUACAGACCUUUUCUCAGUACUUCCCUUCAGAAGUUGACCUCCUGUAGCCUGCAUUAUAGAAGGCUCUUAUUAAUCUUUCGUGUAUUUAUUGUAUUAACGGCUUUAUUUAUUUGAUAUUAUAAGGCAUCAUAUGACUUUGCUUCUUAGACACUUGCUUGGCACUACAUAGUUUUUUUUUUAUAUAUGUCUUCCUACUUUUCUGUAUUAUUAACCCAAAUAUGAAUAAUAAUAAAUUGAAUACAAUGUAUUGUACACUCUCGAGAUUUUAUUUAGCUUUGUGAACCACCCUGUCCAUGUAAGAUUAGCCUGCUCUUUUCUUAGCUUUGACCUUUGACCUCUAUGGGCUAUAAAAGCAUCUUCAGGAGAACCUAACUGUUUACCUAUUAGCAUGUUUACUUAUAACCACACAAGUA
Messenger RNA from Acanthopagrus latus (yellowfin seabream), 5916 nucleotides. It is a transcript of the gene her8.2, whose product is annotated as hairy-related 8.2. Bases 4772 to 5362 code for a protein of 196 amino acids. Gene Ontology annotation, biological process: regulation of transcription by RNA polymerase II; regulation of neurogenesis; anterior/posterior pattern specification. The record is from RefSeq and is a predicted model, not a curated record. Gene Ontology annotation, molecular function: RNA polymerase II cis-regulatory region sequence-specific DNA binding; DNA-binding transcription factor activity, RNA polymerase II-specific; protein dimerization activity. The transcript is spliced from 5 exons. Gene Ontology annotation, cellular component: nucleus. NCBI's taxonomy places the organism in Eukaryota, Metazoa, Chordata, Actinopteri, Spariformes, Sparidae.